Molecule: messenger RNA, 805 nt
Organism: Arachis stenosperma
Lineage: Eukaryota; Viridiplantae; Streptophyta; Magnoliopsida; Fabales; Fabaceae
Exons: 3
Coding region: 154-654 (166 amino acids)
Source: RefSeq, a predicted model, not a curated record
CCCAAAAAAAAAUUCCCUAGACCUUUGAUGAAUGGAGCUGAAAACUUGAAAAUAUCAAAAUAAUAAGAGUAGCUGAUCCACUUGCAAGAGAAAUUUAGAGAACGAUAGAAGCUUUUUUUUUUCUUUCCCCUUUCACGUGAUUUUCUACCUACCAUGAAGAGGACAAUGCCAUGGAGUGAUGAUGAUGAUGACUCCUCGGGUGAUGAGUCGCCGGCUUCGCAUUCCGACUCUGACAACGACAAUGAAGCCAGUGGGAAGAAAUCAAAAGGAAAAUCUGGGAAGCAGAAAAGUGUUGCAAUUGACUUUGAAGCUCUGAGGCGGCAUGGAUAUAAAGGUGGACCGUCGGUAUUGAGGGUACCCCCGCCGAAAGAAGGCGACACAAAGCAGGAUUGGUCUUGGUCCACUAGAAGAGACAAGCGUGACAACAAGGAAACUGAAGAAUCGUACGAACAGCGACAGAAAACAAGAGAGGCUAUAUCGACUGGAGAGCAGCUGGCGACUGUUCAGACUCGGAACGAUAAGAAGAAUCUUUCAUUCUCUCAGAAGGAAAAGAGGAAAAGAGAACUUGGUCAGGCAAGUAGAGGGAAAAGUUAUGUUGAAGAAGAGAAGAGGUUGUUGAGGGAAAGUGGUAUAUAUUCUGGUUUUGAUUCUUGAUUUGCUAGGGUAGAAUCCACUUCAUCAUGUAGAAAAAAGUUCUCUAUCAUCUGUGGUUUUUGUUGUAAUGAAAAAGAUUUGUUUUUAGUAACUUGAAAGUGUGAAACAUCAAACAUAUGAAUUAGAGGGAUGUUUUUAUGGUUUUAGGAAA